This is a messenger RNA of Penicillium alfredii, 2094 nucleotides long. RefSeq lists its product as uncharacterized. NCBI's taxonomy places the organism in Eukaryota, Fungi, Ascomycota, Eurotiomycetes, Eurotiales, Aspergillaceae. The transcript has 3 exons. The record is from RefSeq and is a predicted model, not a curated record. The coding region runs from base 1 to 2094 and encodes 697 amino acids.
AUGGAGCGCGUGGUGAUUGUUGGAGCAGGUUUGUAUCCUCGUCAGAUUUUAAAUACACCUCUAACUACGAGCUUAGGUCUCUACGGCCUCGUCGCCGCCAAGACAUAUCUGCAAGUUGCCGGUGUUUACGACGUAGCCAAAUCAACCGACAAUACCCCUGAGGCUGGCGACGCGUUCCCUGCCUGUUUCACGGAGACUCAACAGCUUCACACACACGAUGUUUCAGACUGUCGCCUCCUUGUGAUUGACUCCGCAUCAGAUCUCGGGGGUACCUGGGCCGAGGAGCGACUAUACCCGAAUUUGCUGAGCCAGAACUCCUACGGGCUUUAUGAGUUCAGCGACUUGCCGCUCUCCGACGUCGUCCCAGAGGAGGAUAACGAGGAUGACUCAACGUGUCAGUUCAUUGCCGGCUGGAAAAUCAAUCGGUAUCUGCAUGCGUGGGUUGACAAGUGGGACCUGCGGAAAUACAUACGGCUGAACUGGAGGGUCAAUGGCAUUACCCGCCUGGAGAGCAGGGAGUGGAAACUCGAUCUCAGCGACAGCAAAGAUUCUAACCAGGCUAUUCAUAUCAUCUGUGAUAAGCUGAUUUUGGCAACGGGCCUGACUUCGGUACCAAACCUCCCAAACCCCAAACCCGUUGGCGAGGUAUCUGAACCUGUUGGUACCGUCAUCCAUGCCAAGCAUGUCGGAGACUGGGCUCGAGAGAAUUUAGGAUACCAGCCCUUACCGAAAUUAAGUCCAUCAUUCAAUAGCGACGCGGGUCGCGAGUUUGGCUCACGACUACGGUCUGUGGCCAUAUACGGUGGCGCCAAAUCAGCAUUUGAUCUGGUGCACUUCUUCGCAACUCUGCAUCGCAAUGAUCCUAACUUGCACUUGCGGUCGACCCCCAAAGACCCCGUGCAAGUACACUGGAUUAUUCGAGAUAAAGGUGCCGGCCCAGCAUGGAUGGCACCGCCCACUUCGUCACUCCCAAAUGGCGAGACAGUGGCCAGCGACAAAGCGGCGAGCACACGACUCCUAAAUCAUCUCAGUCCAUGCUGCUACGAGAUCCCUAAGCGGCUAUCCCCGGCUUCUUCUCCCCUAAUAUGGGGGUGGGGGUUUCAGAUGGAGGGCUCGUGGCUUGCUCGUUUUUUCCACGGGAAUCCUUUGGGCCGGUGGUGGAUCCGGAGGUUUUGGGCCUCUGUGGAUCAGAACCUCGAGGAGAUAGCGCGAUACAGUGCCGACCCAAAGUUGCAGAAGCUUCGCCCAGAUAACAGUGUCGUCUCGUGUGCCUCCAGUAUCGGGAUUGCGAACCAGCGAGAUCUCUGGGAAACCAUCCGCUUGCCUCAGGUGCAUGUCUAUCGAUCAACCAUAGCCAAAAUCACGGACACUGGCACAAAGUUGGACGCUAGCAUUCUCCGAACUGCCAGAGUUGAUCUGGAGGAUGGUACCCGAGUUAACGACGUUGAUUUGGUUGUUCACGCCACUGGCUACAGACCAAUUGUGCCCGUCCAGUUUCAGCCACCGAGCUUUCGGCUCACUCUGGGUCUUUCCGGCCUGGUGAACCAUGAACCUCGAUGCGACCCAGAACAAAGCCAAAUCAAUUCCCUAGAAAGAAUCAAUGGCUCCCUGGACUCCGUAACCGAGGCCCGUAUCCAGCAUUGGCAUAACCUUGAUGAGAAGUCAGAGGUGAUGGUGAAGAAAAAGUUAGCUGCCACGGGUUGUACCCCAGUCGACCGCACCCCACCUUCAUGGAUUGAAUCACACAAGUUGCUUCCAUAUCGCCUUUUUCGCCGCAUGGUUGCGCCCGAAUUGGUUGCACAAGGCGAUCGAUCUUUUGCUGUCCUCGGCAUUGUGCUAUCCUCCACCAUUGCGGUGGUUGCCGAGGUUCAAGCGCUAUGGGUAGCUGCCUUUUUGGCUGGGGGCUUAGAUUCUUCUGUGGAUUCAAAGACCCAUCGGAAUGAUUGUCUUCGUCUUCAAGAUAUCUCGCAGGAUGUCAUGGACAAUUCUAUUUCAGAGGAUGUUGUCCUUGGGUCGCUGACUGGGACUGGGUUGGAAGUGGAUGCUAUCCAGGUAAGUCCAGAAGAGAAUCCGGCUGGCUUCAGUGUUGGCUAA